CGACGUUGUUACUGUAAACAAAUUCUCUGAGGAAAACAGAUGCUUUUAUUAGACUACAAGCUUUUGUUUACAGCGAAUGAAAAUGCUUAUUCUACUACUAGUCUAGUUAUUAGUUGAUUCACCAACAGUUUGAUAGACUUCUAUCAUUAGUGGAUAAUUACCAUGAAUAUUCAAGUGCUAGGUCGAAUUCGCCCCACAUUUCGAACAGAGAGAUCAUCUCUGUAUUUGUCAGAAAAAAAUACAGUUGCGUCCAGGGCUGGGGGGCCGUCCUUUGGAUUUGAUGAAUUAUUCCAUGAAAAUGAUACGACCUAUGACAUCUUCAAAGCCUCAGUCCAGCCUUCACUAGACCUGCUGUUGGGGGGCUGCAAUGUUUGUUUCCUAGUCAUAGGGGAGACUGGGUCAGGGAAAUCCUUCACCCUGGCUGGAGAGGGACAGUCCCAAGCUGGCAUGGUACCAAUGGUGCUAGAGCAUUUGUUAGCCAGGCUCUUCAGGGACAGUUACAAGUACGAGAAGAGAUCAUCCAAGAGCUGGCCUGUGGUUACACUGCAGAUGUUUCAAGUUGUCAAUGAGGUGUUGAAAGACUUGCUGCUGGUCCCGGCGUCGGUCUCCCAGAACCUGCAGAUAGGUGACACAGCCAGCAAAGGUGUUCAUGUGCAGGGUAUAACCCGACUCCCCUUAAAAGAUGGCUCACAAGCCACAGCCCAGUUCCAGCAAGCCUGGGGGAGACGAGCCAACAAAUCAUCAGAUUACGGCUACACCGCGGACCACUCGGCCGUGUUUGUUGUCAUAGAGCUAGAGAUGGCAAUAGGAGGCAACCCCAAACCUUACAGGUCAAAGUUCACAGUGGUUGAACUGCCAGGAUUAGAGCGGCUAGUUAAUCAUUCAGGCUACGCAACAGGCUGGGAAGGGCAAGGAAUUAACCGAGCUCUAACUGCCCUAAACAACGUGGUUACCUCCCUUAGCAGCCAGCCCGACCCCCAGCGGGUUAUUAAUUACAAUGAGUCCCAUUUGACCCGCCUCCUGCAGGAAGAACUAGGCGGGAACUGCCACACCAAAGCCCUGGUCUGCUUGAAGCCAGAGACCAACCCACAGACCCUCGCAGAGAUCAUCCGCUUCUGCUCCAAGCUAGAUCAGGUGAAAAACUUUCCUGUGGUCAACGACCCCCAGGCACAGGGUCUCCUCACCCAAUACAGAGCCAGGAUUUUAGAUUUAAAACUUGGACCAGCCAUGACGUCAACAGCACCGUACAGCUCUGAAGCUGCACAGGAUAUCCGCAGGCUUCAGACAGAGAAUCUGGUGCUGAAGGACCAAAAUGAACGUCUGCAGCUGCGACUGGAUCAGCUGAGCAGCAAGUUUGGUCACGUGGCCAGCACCAAGACUGACCUCUCGCAACAGCUGCUGCUUAGUGAGGAGGAGAAACUCAAGGUCUCCCAGUCACUGGUAGAGAUGCAGAUAGAAAACAACAAAAUCAAGGAGGAAGCUGAAGCCAGCAACUUUGAACUCACCAACAAGAUCAUCAUGUUGGAGAACCAGCUGCUGGAGGCCCAGAACACUGGAGACAAGCACAAGAGGACAGCCAAAGCUGCCAAGGAGAGACUCAAUGAGCUGGAGACUGAUAGGAAAGAUCUCGCUGACGAAUACGUCGUUCUCAAAACAAACUACUUAGCUCUAACUAACGAGCACAAGAGAGAGUGCACAAGAAAUGAAAAUUUGGCCAUAGAGCUGCUAAAUCUGGUCAACAACAAAGCAGCCUUGAUGAGGCAGGUCAUGAUCCUGACCAACGGUGACCCCAGCCAGGUGGAUGACCCCAACGCUGAGAUAGCCAGGAUCAGGGCCAUCAUUCAACAAAACACAUCUGGGAAGAUCAAGGCUGAUGAAAUUCUUGGAACCCAACGGGACAGAGAACUUAUUGAGGACAGGUUGUUUGCCAGCCAAAGGAAGUUUGAGUCAGAGAUUAACAGAAUCAAAACAGAUUAUGGUGAUGAGCACAAGAAAUAUGAGUCUCGCAUGAACUCUUUAAUGAAGGAGUUGGCAGAUACAAGAGUGUUGGCCAGGGAGAGGCAGCAGAAGAUAUCUGAGCUCAACGCUAAACUGAUCACACUGAGGGGGGAGAAGGAGGCGGUGGAGACACAAACCAACAGGCUGCAACACAAGGUCAAGGAUCUUGGUGAAGAUUUCAGGGCCAGGCUGGUCAAGUAUGUCGAGGAUAUUGCUGAAUUUGUUGACAAAGGCAGCGGUGUACCUGGCCAGCAACAUGAGCGCAAGAUGAGGGAGUAUGUGGACAGCAUGCUCAAGGACAUUCGAAGGUCACACAAGGAAAGAGAGGACCAGUUGAGUCAGGCAGCACAGACCUUUAAGAAACGCCUGCAGAAUACAGUGCACAGCUACGAGCAGGUGUUGAUAGCUUACAGGAACCUGCGCCAGACGUGCGAGGCCCGUGGGUUUGACCGCGCUGACCUUGGCCCAGAUGAGAAUGACCUGAAGUUGGGGGACACGGAGAUCCAGUCGUCUCACCUGAAGGAGCUGGACAAAACAAAGUCUGAGCUCAACAGGGCCAAGAAUGAACUGGACGCGGUCAAGCUACGGUAUGGCCUGUUUGGUGAUGACAAGAAGGAAAAUCUGGGAGAUCUCAACACUGUGUCGGCCAGGUCUGACCUGUGGGCAGCCCUCAGGAAACAGCUGAGGGAGUUCACACUUAACACGCAGCAACAGCUGGAGCAGGAGCGGGCGCGGCUGCUCAGUGAGAACCAGGUCCUGCAACAACAGCUCAGGGAGAGUCAGGAGUACAUUGACAGCCAUCUUGUACGCUACAAGCAGGAGAUCCUGCGCCUGCGCAAGUUGCUGGGUAUGUCUGAAGCUGAGGCUGGCAUCCUGACAGACAGGCUGGCAAGAACCAAGAAAAGAUAACUCAGUGGCCUCCAGCUAAAUCCUUAUCAACAUCUCCGUCCAUCUACAAAUUAUUAAUGACUAUGCACAUAUUUUUGAUAAAUAAAGAUUAUCUUUUACAAUAUUCAA
Messenger RNA from Physella acuta, 3015 nucleotides. Its product is annotated as coiled-coil domain-containing protein 78. Gene Ontology annotation, molecular function: microtubule binding; ATP binding; microtubule motor activity. The record is from RefSeq and is a predicted model, not a curated record. Gene Ontology annotation, cellular component: cytoplasm. NCBI's taxonomy places the organism in Eukaryota, Metazoa, Mollusca, Gastropoda, Physidae. Gene Ontology annotation, biological process: microtubule-based movement.